UAUAACCUGUAAAUAUUAAUAUUAAUUUAAAUACAGUUUGAGAGCAACGCAAUUCAACACUCUAACCCCUUAAACCCUCAACACGCGCGUCUCUGCGGCUAUCGCCGUGGCUAUGCAUCCCCACUUAGACAGAAUCCUCUGGACCGAUGACCAAAUCUCCCACCGAGUCUCCGAACUCGCCGCCCAAAUCGUCCACGACUUUCCCCAACCCUCAUCUCCUCCCGUCUUUAUCGGCGUUGCCACCGGCGCAUUCAUAUUCCUCGCUGACUUAGUUCGCAAAAUCGACCUCCCUUUCACCGUUGAUCUCGUUCGAGCUCAAUCCUACGGUUCUGGAACUGUGUCCAAUGGCGCACCUAGCAUUUCUUCUGACUUGAAGGUUGAAGUUAACGGCCAACACGUCAUUUUGGUUGAAGACAUUGUAGACACAGGACACACUUUAUCUAGACUCAUUUCACACUUGAAGUUGAAAGGAGCGUCCUCUGUGUCUGUAUGCACUCUUCUUGACAAACCAGCUAGGAGAAAAGUUAAUGUACAGCUGGUGGGUGAAGGGAAAUUCUACCGGGGAUUUGAGUGUCCGGACUAUUUUGUAGUUGGUUAUGGAAUGGAUUUUGAUGAACUGUACAGAAAUUUGCCUUACAUUGGUGUCUUGAAGCCUGAACAUUACAGUUGAUGCUGUAUUUGAUAGAUGGCGCUCACCACAUUUGGAACCACGAAGUAUUGAGUUUGUCUGACACGCGUUCUAUUACAGAUGCGUUCUAGUAUAUUCAUAGAAAAUAGAAGAAAUAUAGUAAGAUGGAUUGGCUGUACCAUUUCACCUUGUCAUGAAAUUAUAAGUUAUGUUUUGGAUAUUUGCAGAUUUUACAACUAUCUUUAUUUGAGAAAUAUGAUACUCUGUCACUUGGACUAA
Lathyrus oleraceus (garden pea) is the source of this 907-nucleotide messenger RNA. RefSeq lists its product as uncharacterized. NCBI's taxonomy places the organism in Eukaryota, Viridiplantae, Streptophyta, Magnoliopsida, Fabales, Fabaceae. Gene Ontology annotation, cellular component: cytosol. The transcript has 3 exons. The record is from RefSeq and is a predicted model, not a curated record. Gene Ontology annotation, molecular function: magnesium ion binding; hypoxanthine phosphoribosyltransferase activity. Gene Ontology annotation, biological process: hypoxanthine metabolic process; GMP salvage; guanine salvage. Bases 113 to 670 code for a protein of 185 amino acids.